CACUCAACUUUCAGUUCAAUGGAACUCUUCCCAUAGUUGAUGUAAAGCCGAAUAAUCUCAAAGAUUCAUAAAGCCGUGUUUGAUAUUAUGGCACUUGACAUCCAUUUAUACCGUGGAGCCAUCAGAGUCGUUAUUAAAGAGACGAGGAUGAUUUACCCGAUGCAUUGUGCAUCGUUCCCCGAGGCUUAAGGAGGCCCUAAAAAAUGGUUUAUAGGGUCCAGAGGCACAAGUGUAAAAUAAAUAAUAAAGUGUCACUGCGCUAUCGUCCCCAAAGCAUGCGGUAAUCUAUGGAAUUCUCCUAUUUUUCGACAAUUUUUUCAAGACAUGUAUGCAUUACCCUUACAUAAGGUUUCUGGAGGAAACUGGCAUACAACUAAAAUUUUUUUCUGUAUGCUGGAAAACUAAGGCGUUCAACCGCUCUUUGAUUCGAUGGGGCAACAGCAAUCCUCGAUAUUUGAAAAUAUGGUUCAAAAUUGGAACAUAUGUCACCUUUGUGUUACUCCCAUUUUCAUUAGUUUUACUUUUAUACUCUAUACUUGUAAACUUUUCCUCAACUGAUAGUGGUAGUUCACAAUUUGUUUUACAACCAGUUUUGCCUGGAAUCAAUCUACCAGCAUCUGAGCUAGCUUAUUACAGUUUAACACUAAUAUUGUGCACAGUGGUGCAUGAACUUGGACAUGCAAUAGCUGCAGUUUUGUAUGAUGUUAACAUCAUUGAUGUUGGUGCUAACAUAGUAUUUGUGUUGCCUUUUGCUUAUGUAAACUUAUGCACAGAAAGAUUCUUGGCAUUACGACCCACACAUACAUUGAAAAUACUUUGUGCUGGAGUAUGGCAUAAUAUAGUCCUCAGCGUUGUUGCCUUAUUGCUUUAUUUUAUGUUGCCCACAUUGUUUUCAGUAUUCUUCCAUCUGAACAGUGGAGUUGCAAUAACUGAGAUUGCAAAGAAUUCACAUCUAGCUGGUAGUAAAGGAUUGAAUAUUGGUGAUACAGUGUUCCAAAUUAACGAAUGUGAUGUAAGAGAUGAAAACAGUUGGUACAAGUGUUUAGCUCAAACAGAUAUACUCAAGCCUGCAUUUUGCAUAGAGCCAGAUUUGAUACAUCAGUAUGAUGAAAGUAUUCCUUUGAAACACAUUGGUGAAGGGCAUAUAGAGUGCUGUGAAUCUAACAAAAAAGAAAACGUAUGUUUUGAAUACUUGGACCCAGCCGAUGGCAUUUUAGAAUUACCAAGUCAUGUUUGUCUACCAGCAAGAAGGGUAGUAGAAAGAUCAGAACAUUUUUGUUCUUCCACUCCAUACAUUUGUCCAACAAACCUUUAUUGUUUUCGGCCAAUAUUAGCAAAUAGUACAAAUUUGUUCAAAAUUAGCACAGAAACCAAAGAUGUUAUAUACUUGGGCUUAGUUAGUGAUUUGUACAGAACAAUACAUGUAUCCUCAUAUAUUCCAAAAUACUUUUUCAAGACACCAACAUUGCCUGAUGCAGUGACAAAGUUUCUGAAAUAUGUUACUAUUAUGUCUUUAGGACUUGCAAUAAUCAAUGUAUUGCCUUGCAAAUUUAUGGAUGGGCAAUACAUUACAGAGAUGUUAGCAUUAAUUCUUUUUAAAAGUCAUUUUGGGGAAAGCAAUGUUAAAUUGGCCACGUCAGUAGUUAAUGUACUCUUCACUAUAAUCAUAGUUUGUUAUUGUGUAUAUUCAUUAAGUAAGUCACUUUUAUAGAUAUUUUGAUACUAGUCUUGGGCAGCUAACAUUUUUGCUGCUCUCUUAUCCAUAAAAACCAUGUUUUGGGCUUUAUAAUUUGUAUAUUUUUGUAGUAUACGCUGUAUAUUAUUAGAUAAUAAAAUGAACGAGUCCAUACAAA
Molecule: messenger RNA, 1853 nt
Organism: Acanthoscelides obtectus
Lineage: Eukaryota; Metazoa; Arthropoda; Insecta; Coleoptera; Chrysomelidae
Source: the annotation of a GenBank genome assembly